This is a messenger RNA of Indicator indicator, 2487 nucleotides long. RefSeq names its product pleckstrin and Sec7 domain containing 2 (gene PSD2). Bases 1 to 2487 code for a protein of 828 amino acids. The record is from RefSeq and is a predicted model, not a curated record. Gene Ontology annotation, molecular function: guanyl-nucleotide exchange factor activity; protein binding; phospholipid binding. Lineage: Eukaryota; Metazoa; Chordata; Aves; Piciformes; Indicatoridae. Gene Ontology annotation, biological process: regulation of ARF protein signal transduction. The transcript is spliced from 15 exons.
AUGAGCGAGAACGGCCACGUCCCAUGCUCCGUUGCUGCUGACGGCUGCGACCUGCAUUCCUCGGGCUCACAGCCCACGGCGCCGGCCGCCGGCGAUGGGGACGAGCAGCCCGGGCGGCUGGCAGAGCCUGCCAGCGGCACAGCCACCCCCCGGCGCGGCGCUCAGCCCUCCCCGGCAGCCGACGGAGAGCCCGGGGGCCAGGGGGGGCAACAUCUGGCAGCGGUGACGGAGCCGGGCGAGAGGCAGGGGGAGCAGGGACUGGGGACGGGCGUCGGCAGUGAGAGCAGCCCUGGGGAAGAGCCAAUGCUGGCGAACGGCGUGGACGUGGAGCUGGAGCAGCACGACGGUGGCGCGGCCAGCCCGGGCGGCACGGAGCCGGCCGAGAGGAGCUCCCCCAGCCCGGAGCGACCCGGCCAGGCCCUCAGCAAGGAGCGGUGGCACAGCGUCCUGGGGUCCUCAGAAGCUCUGAGCGCUGACGAGCCCGAGGAGCAGCUUGGGUUUGCUUCUGCAGAUACCAACCUGAGCUACAGUGAGGAUGAGAAGGAACAUUUUCAGUUCAAGGACAUCAGGGAUGGGUUCAGCUCGACCUUUGAGAAGAUUGUUGAGUCUGACCUUAUGAAGGGAACCUACUACAGCAGCUUGGACUCUUUGGAUGUCCUGUCUCUGACAGACGAGACAGACAGCUGUGUCAGCUUUGAGGCUCCACUCACUCCACUCAUCCAGCAAAGGGUCAAGGAGAGCCCAGAGCUGCUGGAGCAGAAACUGGUGGCCCAGCAGAGAGAAGCCCUUCAGGACAUGGCUGCUGAGAAGCCAGAGCAGGCAGCAGCAAGGUCAGCAGAGGGGGAUUUUGGGAGCCCUCUCAGGCACUCGAUCACCAGCAGCAGGUCGGAGAACGUACUGAGCCGCUUGUCCCUCAAGAGUAUCCCAAAUGGAUUCCACAUGGAAGGGGCAGAGGAGGAUGCCACCAAGAUCAUUAACUCCAUCAGCGAUGCCAGCCUGAAGGAGACUCUGUCCAACUCGGAGUCCGACAUGGGCAGCACGGAGCAGCUGGACCAGGGCAGCACGGAGCAGCUGGCCAACGGGUGCCGUGUGGAUGGGGAGGCUGCCAAGAGGCUGGCCAGGCGCCUCUACCGCCUGGAGGGCUUCAAGCGCUGUGACGUGGCGCGCCAGCUCGGCAAGAAUAACGAAUUUAGCAAGUUGGUAGCAGAGGAGUAUCUCAGCUUCUUUGACUUCAGUGGCCUGACCCUUGACAGAGCACUCAGGACGUUCCUGAAAGCUUUCCCGCUGAUGGGUGAGACGCAGGAGCGGGAGCGAGUCCUGAUCCACUUCUCGCGGCGCUUCUGCCUCUGCAACCCUGCGGAGAGCACCUCCCAAGAUGGGAUUCACACACUCACCUGUGCCCUGAUGCUGCUCAACACAGACCUCCAUGGCCAUGUGAACAUUGGCAAGAAGAUGUCCUGUCAGCAGUUCAUAGCAAACCUGGAUGGGCUCAACGAUGGGAAGGACUUUGCAAAGGACUUGCUGAAGACCCUGUAUAACUCCAUCAAGAAUGAGAAGCUGGAGUGGGCCAUCGAUGAGGACGAGCUGAGGAAGUCACUGUCGGAGCUGGUAGACGACAAGUUUGGAGCCAGUGCCAAGAAGGUGACCAGGAUCGUGGACAGCAGCAACCCCUUCCUGGACAUCCCGCAGGCGCUCAACGCUGUCACCUACAAGCACGGCGUCCUCACACGCAAAACCCAUGCCGACAUGGACGGCAAGAGAACUCCCAGGGGAAGAAGAGGUUGGAAGAAAUUUUAUGCUGUGCUGAAAGGGACUGUCCUUUAUUUACAGAAGGAUGAAUAUAAGCCUGACAAAGACCUCUCUGAGGUGGAUCUGAAGAACGCCAUCCGUGUGCACCACGCCUUAGCCACCCCAGCCUCCGACUACAGCAAGAAGUCCAACGUGCUGAAGCUGAAGACAGCUGACUGGAGAGUCUUCCUCUUCCAGGCUCCGAGCAAAGAAGAAAUGCUGUCCUGGAUCCUGCGGAUCAACCUCGUUGCUGCCAUCUUCUCUGCCCCGGCCUUCCCGGCUGCCAUCUGCUCCAUGAAGAAGUUCUGCCGCCCGCUCCUGCCCUCAUCCAUGACCAAGCUGUGCCAGGAGGAGCAGCUGAGGUCUCAUGAAAAUAAGAUGAAGCAGAUUGCAGAUGAAUUAGCAGAGCAUAAAUUACAUCCUGUGGAGAAGAGCCUCAAGUCAAAAGAGGCUGAGGAGUACAGACUCAAAGAGCAUUACCUAAUAUUUGAGAGGAGUCGCUAUGAGACCUACAUCAGCCUGCUGUGCAUGAAGAUCAAAGCAGGGACAGAUGACCUGGAGAGGAUUGAGAGCAGCUUCUUGAAGGUGGAGGCUGAGGAGCUGGCUCUGCGGAAGACGCACUCCAGCCCCUCGCUGAGCCAGGGCCAUGUGCCCAGCGGCUGCAAGGGGCACAAGGACCUCUCGGAGCAGAACACCUAA